Messenger RNA from Cetraspora pellucida, 180 nucleotides. Lineage: Eukaryota; Fungi; Glomeromycota; Glomeromycetes; Diversisporales; Gigasporaceae. The record is from the annotation of a GenBank genome assembly.
AUGACACGAAUGAACCAAUUACUUUUCAUCUUUGAAAUAAAGGUACUUGACAACGUUUCUUUACCCGAUUUACUUAUUUCCCAUCGUGAUACAAACGUAUUGAAUAACAAACGUUCUAUUUGUCGUAAAUUUGCUUUAAUUUUAGAGUUAAAAUUAAGGUCAUGGCUAACAAAUUCCUGA